Messenger RNA from Elaeis guineensis (African oil palm), 1744 nucleotides. Its product is annotated as IAA-amino acid hydrolase ILR1-like 1. Gene Ontology annotation, molecular function: IAA-Ala conjugate hydrolase activity. Gene Ontology annotation, cellular component: endoplasmic reticulum. Gene Ontology annotation, biological process: auxin metabolic process. The record is from RefSeq and is a predicted model, not a curated record. NCBI's taxonomy places the organism in Eukaryota, Viridiplantae, Streptophyta, Magnoliopsida, Arecales, Arecaceae.
UAUCCAUGGAAUAAACUCCCCAUCUGCAUCUGCAUCCACAUCCACAGCCGUCUCUCUCUCUUCCUCUGCCUCUUCUUCGCUUUAACUCUUCCGAAGAGAGCGAGGCACUGGGAGAGGAUGGCUUCCCCCAAAGGGGUCGCUUUGGCUCUCCUUCUAUCUCUGCUGAGCUCGGUCCUCGCGUCUUCCUCCUCUCGCGAUCCCGCGGGAUUACUCGAGAGGGCCAAGGAAUCGGAGUUGUCGGACUGGAUGGUGGGCAUCAGGAGGAGGAUCCAUGAGAAUCCGGAGCUCGGGUACGAGGAAUUCAAGACCAGCGAGAUCAUCAGGAGGGAGCUCGACGACAUGGGCAUCGCCUAUAAGCAUCCGAUCGCCGUCACGGGCGUUGCAGGGUUUGUCGGCACGGGGAGGCCUCCGUUUGUUGCGUUGAGGGCCGACAUGGAUGCCCUCGCGAUGCAGGAGAGCGUGGAGUGGGAGCACAAAAGCAAAGUCCCUGGCAAGAUGCAUGCAUGUGGUCAUGAUGCCCACGUCGCGAUGCUGCUGGGUGCCGCUAAGCUCCUUCAGGAGUACCGUGAUGAGUUGCAGGGAACGGUCGUCCUUCUUUUCCAACCUGCUGAGGAAAGAGGUAGUGGGGCAAAAAAAAUGAUAGAAGCUGGAGCUGUGGAGAAUGUUGAUGCUAUUUUUGGGUUUCAUGUAACCCCUGAGUUUCCGGUUGGUGUAGUGGCAUCCAGGCCUGGGCCGAUUUUGGCUGGGAGUGGGUUCUUUGAGGCUGUAAUUAGCGGAAAGGGAGGUCAUGGUGCACUUCCUCAGGAAACAAUAGAUCCAAUUUUAGCUGCAUCAAAUGUGGUUGUAAGCUUGCAGCAUCUUGUUUCACGUGAAACUGAUCCCAUGGACUCACAGGUAGUAACAGUGGCGAAAUUUCAAGGAGGCACUGCGUUUAAUGUCAUUCCAGAUUCUGUAACACUUGGUGGCACUUUCCGCUCCCUAUCAAACAGAGGCUUUUCUCAACUGAAGCAACGAAUUGAGGAGGUAAUUGUUGCACAAGCAUCCGUGCAGAGGUGCAACGCUACUACGGAUUUUAUGAACAAAGAACAUCCUUUCUUACCUGCGACAGUUAACAGCAAAGAUCUUCAUGAGCACUUCCAGAAGGUUGCAGGGGAAAUGCUUGGGUCCAACAAUGUCAUAGAGAAGCAGCCAGUGACGGGAGGUGACGACUUUGCUUUCUUCUCUGAAGCUGUUCCCAGGGCAUAUUACUACUUUCUGGGGAUGAAGAACGAUUCAGGAGGACCACAUCAUCCUGCGCACUCUCCAUACUUCACCAUCAACGAGGAAGCACUCUCAUAUGGUGCAGCCCUUCAUGCAUCUCUUGCUGUACGUUACCUUUCUGAAAACCGUAGCCCAUCUACGUCCAAUGCCAAUCUCCAUUAUGAACUCUAGAUGUUCAUUUCCGUUGCUGGUGCCUUGAGUUGCAGAUGAGGUAGCAGGCUUUCAUGCAGGUGGGUUAUGUUUUUGAUUUGACACCUGGAGCACUUAAAAACUCUGCAUACUUAGGUGAUGUCAAUAUUUAUAAUAGGCUGUGAUUUUGUUUUUUCGUGCUUAAAUUUUGCUAAAUGGUCAAUAUUUUGUGUAAUUAUUUUCGGUUCAUGUUAGAUGGAAAAAAACCCUUCACGUUGAGGUCCUGUUUGAAAAAUUCAGCACAUUGGAUUUGCUGGAUUUUCCAUUGAAUCAUGAAUUGCACAGUUUAUUUAAA